This is a messenger RNA of Suillus bovinus, 1941 nucleotides long. RefSeq lists its product as uncharacterized. The transcript is spliced from 5 exons. Lineage: Eukaryota; Fungi; Basidiomycota; Agaricomycetes; Boletales; Suillaceae. The record is from RefSeq and is a predicted model, not a curated record. Bases 1 to 1941 code for a protein of 646 amino acids.
AUGUCACAUUACGGAAGUCGUCUCGAAUCCCAUUUGAUGGCGUCCAGUGCAAGCUUUCUACAGAUAUAUGAAUCCCUUCCAGCAGAUGCACAGCACGCUCUUGUCGAGAACUCACUCGCACCUCUCCUCGAUGCAGUUUCCAAAGAAAAAUCAAACCACAUUCUUGCAUCAGCAGCACGCAUGCACAAAACAUAUGCCAGCAUGCCAUCCUUGAAUCUCAAAUCGAAAAAGUUGGAGAUCGCUUCACUCCUCGACGAACUCGUUCGCGACCACAAACGUUCUUUCGUGAAAGAAAAGUCUCGUAAAGAAGAACUCCUCGCAGAAGUCAUCGAGAGCGUCAUCGACUGGCUCAACGAUAUCUGGAGACUCGUAUACGAAUACGGUACAGAAUUUUCAAAGGCACAUGAUUAUCUUUUGUAUGCGUCUAAAGCGGUCGAACAGAUCGGUAACGUGCGAGUCGGGUGCAAGUGUUCUUUCAUGAACAUGUACAUCUCUGUAAAGAUCAGGCGUUCCUCUGGCAAGGUCGUCAAGUCUUUUCAUUUCACUGGCGCACACAACCUCCAUCGUGUCAUGCUUUGGAUUUGGCGCGACCUUUUCGUAGUUAUGCUUGCCGAUGGCACUAAGCGUCAGAAGUCUGCCAUUCCAGAUAUGCUAGACGACAUUCGCUCCGAAUUCGGCUGGAACGCCCUCGAACGAUUACUCUACGGUGGUCAAAAACCUGAUGACGACUUUGAUGACGAUGAUGAUUUCGAUUGCGACGAUGACUACAGCGAAGACUAUCCUGACACUGACGGAAACUCCGAUGACACCACCAGCGAUGCUCAAUGUGCUUGUGGUUCACACGCAUCACAUUGGUCUAGCAAAUUCAACGCCGUUCGCACCUCCCUCCGCAAUCUCGUCCGCACGUCUCUCAUUUCUCUCUUUGCUACCACACCAAGUCCAAUUCUCUUUGCAUGUAUCGGCGGCAUAUCCGAAGCGGAUGGACUAGACGAGGAUGACCUUUGCGAAGAGCUCCUCCCCACAGUUAUGCGUAUCGCUACCUACAGCUCCGAGAAUUUCGCCACAGCACUGCAUAUAUGCGCAUUGCAUUCACAUACAGAUAAUAUCAAUACCCUACUGGCCAGCCACUCUCACCUCCUGCGUCCCCGCGACGCGCCCGCACACCAGCUUGCAACUAUAAUACUUGCUACACAACCAUCUUACCAGAUCAAUGCACUGCGCAUCGUCGAAAAAGAGCUUAUCGACACUGUGCACGCCAUCCAGGCCGCCGUACAGAGCGCAUUUUGUUAUAUCGAUGUUCAGGCCAAUAAGGAGGAGCUGACUAAGAUUAUGGCAUUACAUUUGGAGGCACUGGGGCGACGAGGGCGGAUUGAACGCUGGGUGGGUGCUGUAGUGUCGCCUACAAGUGACACUGCCCAUCCGAUGGCACUGGCGGCGCUCAUGAUGGGGCUUCCUCUUCCCCCUGGGAUGGAAGGGGCCAUGGACGAUGCCGACCCGCUCGGGUACAUGGACAUGGACAUCCAGGAUCCGGAUCUGGAUGACUUGCGGGAAGAUUUCCGUCCAAACCUAAAGGCGCGCCUCGAGGGUUGGAUAGAAGCAGGUCGAACAAUCAAGGGAGGGAUGUCGGUGUUACUGAUGGUGUAUGCUAUGAUCAUCGAGAUUAUGCCGUUCUUGGGUGCACCAGAUAUAGUGGAUGAGAUGACAGGACGGCUCUCUGAGAAACCAAGUAAAGCCUUCCUCUGCGAAGCCCUUGAUGCGUUGUGGGAUUUCUGCAGGCAGCAGAAGCGCAAGUUUGCAAGGCCAAAAAGCAAGCAAAAGCCGUCAUGCGCUCCUAAUACCUCCCCAGCACUAAGCCAAUCAAGUAAUUCUGGGGGCGUAACGUUCGUUGCGAUAAAUAGCCCGCAGUCUUGUCCGGGGGGAGUGGUGGAUGAUGUCGAUUGA